AUGAUCUUUCAUCAUCUCCUAGGCCUAGCCUUGGCCGCCACCCCUCUCGCCUUAGCCGUCGAGCUGACCGGCUAUGAAUACAUCGUCGUUGGCUCCGGCGCCGGUGGCGGUCCUCUCGCCGCUCGCCUAGCCAUGGCUGGCCAUAAGACCCUUCUGAUUGAAGCGGGUAACGACCAGGGCAACAACGUCAACGUUACAGUCCCGGCCUACAGCACCCGGGCUACCGAGGACGAGAAGUUGUCCUGGGCCUUUUACGUUCGCCAUUACCCCGACGAUGAGCAACAGGCCCGUGACUGGAAGACCAGCUACCGGCUACCGAACGGCACCAUCUACACCGGCCUGUCCCCGCCCGAGGGCGCCGAGAUGCUCGGCACAUUCUACCCCCGCGCCGGCACCCUCGGUGGUUGCACCGCCCACAAUGCCCUCCUUGCCGUCUACCCCUUCCAGUCCGACUUCCAGUACAUCGCCGACCUGACCGGUGACGAUGGCUGGUUGCCUGACAACAUGCGCCAGCACUUCAUCGCCUUGGAGGACAAGAACUACCCUCAGGGUGGUUACUACGGCCACGGCCAGGACGGCUGGCUCUCCAUCGAGCUUCCCACCUUAACCACCCCGGACUCUGAACUUUCGUCUCUAGUCGUCGGCGGCGCUUACGCCCUUGGCAACGCCACUGAUUCACCCAUCAGUCUCACCUCCCUCGCAACCAAUGAUCUCAACGCCGACACCAUUGCCCGCGACCAUGAUCCGAGCUACAACGGAAUUCCCAUUAGCACUAGGAACGGCACCCGCAACGGCAGUCGUGACUUUGUCGUCGCCGUGCGCGACGCCCUUAACCCCGACGGCAGCAAAAAAUACCCGCUCGACGUGCGCUUGAACUGUUUCGUCACCAAAAUCACUUUUGAUGAUACCGAUUGGGAUGAGACAGGGGAACCAGUAGCCACAGGCGUCGAAUUCCUCGACGGCGAAUAUCUCUACCGCGCUUCUCCCCUUUCUUCUUCCUCUUCUUCUUCUUCCAAGCACGCGAAGCAUGGAGGUAAGCACUCCAACGGCACGCCCGGCUCUGCCAAGGCCUCGCGCGAAGUAAUCAUCUCGGGUGGCACCUACAACUCGCCUCAGAUCCUCAAACUCUCGGGCAUCGGUCCGCAGGAUGAGUUAACCAAGUUCGGCAUUCCCGUCGUUGUCGACUUGCCGGGAGUAGGGGGCAACUUGCAAGACCACUACGAGAUAAGCGUCAACGUCAAGGUGCCCCAGGACUGGACGGUGCUCGAGAAUUGCACGUUCCUGCUGUUCGACAAUACGACCGAUCCGUGCUUGGACCGGUGGGAGAACCCUGUCAUGGGAAACCGCGGCACUUAUGCCUCCAACGGCGUACCAGUUGUCAUGCUGUACAAGUCUAGCGCGGCGGAGGGCGAUGACUGGGAUUUGUUUACUUUUGGCGGGCCUCUCAACUUUGCUGGUUAUUACCCUGGUUACUCGGUGGACUUGGUUGCCGAGCAUAACUGGUGGACGUGGGCUAUCUUGAAGGCGCACCCGCGCAACAGGGCUGGUACUGUGACGCUUCGCUCUAGCGAUCCGUUGGACACUCCCGAGAUUAACUUCAACUACUUUGAGUAUGGAUCGGGCGACUACGAGGCCGAUUUAACGGCGAUGCGCGAAGGCAUUUGUCUUGCGCGCGACGCACUGAGGAGGUCGGGCGUGUGCACGCAGGAGGUUAGGCCCGGGGCGGAUAUACAGAGUGAUGAGGACCUUGAUCAGUAUAUUAUAGAUGACGCGUGGGGUCAUCAUGCGAGCUCGACCUGCCCGAUUGGGCCCGAUGGGGAUCCGAUGGCCGUGUUGGAUAGUAAGUUUAGAGUCAGGGGGGUCAAGGGACUGAGGGUCGUGGAUGCGAGCGUGUAUCCGAGGAUUCCGGGCACGUUUACGCAGAUUAGUACGUACAUGGUGGCGGAGAAGGCGGCGUGUAAUAUUUUGGAGGGAUUGGAAAAUGAAGAAGUGGAUGAUGGUUACUGGAGAGUUUAG
Messenger RNA from Neurospora crassa OR74A, 2016 nucleotides. Its product is annotated as choline dehydrogenase. Gene Ontology annotation, molecular function: oxidoreductase activity, acting on CH-OH group of donors; flavin adenine dinucleotide binding. The transcript has a single exon. NCBI's taxonomy places the organism in Eukaryota, Fungi, Ascomycota, Sordariomycetes, Sordariales, Sordariaceae. The record is from RefSeq and is a predicted model, not a curated record. Bases 1 to 2016 code for a protein of 671 amino acids.